AUGGAGCUUUAUUGCCUGGAGUCGGACAUAGCCGUGAAAGCCCAGCCUGACCCAAACAUCCUCUAUGAUGACAGAGUGUUGCAAAGUUUAUUAACAAUUGAGGACAGGUUUUUACCUCAAUGCUCAUAUUUCCAGCGGGUCCAGAAGGAUAUUCAGCCUUAUAUGAGACGAAUGGUUGCAGGUUGGAUGCACGAGGUGUGUGAAGAGGAGAAGAGUAAUGAAGAUGUCUUCCCUUUAGCCAUUAAUUAUUUGGACAGAUUUUUAGCAGUGAUGCCCACAAGAAAGAGUUAUUUGCAGCUGCUGGGGGCUGUGUGCAUUUUCCUGGCCUCAAAGUUAAAAGACUGCAGGCCGCUAUCAGCAGAAAAACUUUGCAUGUACACAGACAACUCCAUCACACCACGGGAACUGCUGGACUGGGAGCUGGUUGUGCUGGGGAAGUUGAAGUGGAACAUGGCCUCAGUCAUCCCCAAUGAUUUUAUAGAGCACAUCAUACGCAGGCUGCCCCUUCCCAAAGACAAGCUGGCGAUGGUCCGCAAACACACGCAGACAUUUAUUGCCCUCUGUGCCACAGAUGACCGCCUUGCCAUGAACCCUCCUUCCAUGAUUGCCUCUGGCAGCAUGGGAGCUGCUGUCUGCGGCCUUCAGCUGGACCACACUGACCAGAGGUUGAGUAGAGACAACCUGACAGACCUGCUGGCCAAGAUCACCAACACAGAGGUGGAUUGUUUGAGGGCGUGCCAGGAGCAAAUAGAGCGUGUGCUGGCCACCAGCUUGCAGCAGGGCCAGCAGUACCGGCAGGAGACCAGUGUCAGAGCAGGCAACAAGGCAAGGGAGCAGCAAGACCAGUCCAGCACACCCACAGAUGUACGGGAUGUCAACUUAUGAACCCCCCCAUGACCUCCCGACUCUCACACACACCCACCACUCACUCCUGUCUACCAAUGAACUAACGGGAGUGAGGGGACGUGAGCUGCCGGUGUCUGUCAGGUGUCCACAUGAGCGAUGGUGUGACGAUCUAUGAACUUUUAGAAAAUAAGAAAUUCCUAGUUUUUUUUCUCUUUAUUUGCCCCAUUCGUACCCAGUUGGCUGUACUCUCACCUUUUGUACGGACCACGUGUAAUCGAACAAGCUAUUUAAAACGGUAAAUUCUUGAAAACUUGAUAGUGCCUUAAGUUUCCCAGAAUGGAAACCUGAAUAUAUUUUCAUACUUGAAAAAACAAAAACAGCAUAAUUAUAUGAAAUAGACGUAUUUCUUUUGAUACAACAUAGCAAAAAAUAAACAUGAUAAAUAAUGUAUAUUUAGCUAGCAUUUAGUCAUGUUACUCUUUUAUCAUCUUUACAGAGAAGUUAUCAACUCACAGUUUAAUGGGGUUUUCCUCACCUGGGGUUCAUACUCAUUUGUGCAGGAGAAUUCCUAUAGUAGUGAUUGAAAGGCUGAUAAUACAGGACUUGGCAUUUAAACCAAGCUGAUUUCCAGCCAGAGGAGCGCUACUGUAGCUAGCUGCUCUCUCGCUCUCUCUCUAGCUAUCAUACUGUGCACCUGUAGCACUGCUUACUAUUUAUGCUGAAAGGUGCUGACCAGGAGUGGGCUGGGCCUGCUCACAGAGGACGGACAUGAGGCUUUGAGGUGUGGAGCAGUGGCUACUGUUAAAGGUUAACAAAGAGGACAAGGUCGGUUAUUAAGGUCUUGAUUUCACUGCCAAAUCCACAGACCAAUAAAGCGUGUUUAUAGGAUGGUAUGUACAUGUAUUAUAAUUCAGCUAGGCUACAUUAUUAUUAUUAUUAUUAUUAUUAUUAUUAUGUUCGUGGUCUGGCUCCUAUGUGUUAGAGAGCAGUUAAGACUGUUUAGUAGUUGGUUUGCAGAAGAUUUUAGCCUCAGCUAGGAAGAUGUCAUGUUAAUAGAAGCAAAAGGAGACUUUGCAAGUUUUUUUUUUACCAGGUUUGAGAGGAAACGAAUGCAGGUUGAAGGUUUUCUUGUGAGGUUUUUUUGGAAAAGCAUGUGGAAAGUAAGGGAACUGCUAGAAGUCUGGAUUGAUGGAUGAUAUUUAAAGUGCGGGGAAGUUAACCUAAGCUAUAUAAUGUUUCUGCAGUUGCACGAUACUUGAGUGACUCACAGGAGGAGGAAGAAUACCCGGUGAUGUCUGGGCGAUUGGUUUAGCUGUGCUGCAGUUUCUCCUGUUAUCAAUUUUUACCAUUAACUUUUUUGAGAGUUGGGCGACUUGGAACAAUAUUGAUGCACUUUUAAAAACACACUCCUUAAAAACGGUAAGGGGAUGGUGGUUGAGGAGAGUUCAGUGGGUUGUUAGGGUCUUUUUUAAUUUUUGUAAUUUUUCUUUUAAGUUAUUUGAUUUUUUUUCUGGGCUGGAUUCCCAUGGGGUAACGCACGGUGUCUUGAAAGCUACACCCCAACAGGUGAGUAGACGUAGGGUAAUCGGUGUUAUAGUAUAUACAACAACGGAAUGGAGUCACUUGUAGACUUAGAUUUUGUUUUCCAUUUUUUGUAAUUAUUUAACCGUACUUGAAUUGUUGUUAAUUCAAUAGCCAAAACCUUCCAAUAGUUCUUUCAAACAGUUACACUUACUGUGCCUAAAAAUUCUUUUUUAUGUAAACUGCUCUCUGAACUCUCAUUUUGUGAGUUUUCUCCACUAGGUAGGUAGGGGUUUACAUGAUCUAUAUACCCAAAUACUCCAUGAGCAAAUAUUCUAGAAAUCCUCAUUGCAUUUUAGAACAGAAGUGUUUUUUCUAAAUUGUAUUCAUGCAUGUUCUCUUGUGCAGAAAGCCAAAUGUCCCCCCCCAAAAAACUGCUUUAAACAGAACCAAUGUUUAUGCUUUUACAGGUUUUGUGUAUAAUUUGAAAGCGAUUAUUCCAAAGUGAGAAAACUGUAUUAUACACAUCAUUCUCUUGCUGCUAUGAAGCUUUUCUUUUCUAGUCUUACACAAAGAUGCUUUAUUGUGAUUCACUUUUGUGCUGCUAUAUUAUGAAAUGUUGUAUAUGUAACAGGUCUUCUUUGCUUUUCUGUUGUAUGUGUACUGGAGGGAACGUAACGCAGUUUGGUGCGGGACUGGAAGUACUUUUAUUUGCCGAUCUUUUUGAUUAGCAUGUUUUAUUCUUUUAUUAUUUCAUUUGUAUCUUUAUAUUCUAUCAUAUUCUUGCUGCUUCUUUGUAAUGUUUGUGUACCUCAGGUUAAUUUGGACAGAUGGAGCGAGAGUCCAUCUCGCAUUACCUCAUCAAACUCCCCAUCACACACACACACGUUUUCACUCUGAAUUUGUUGGACGGGUUUCAAUUUUUUUUCUGUCUGAAUGGAAACAAGGAUGGUGCUUCUUUUUAAAUCAAGAAAUGUCUACCGCCGGGUUUCCACUGAGCAAUUAUAAGUAGGCUAUUUCAUAUAUCUAAGUCAAAACAGCCUGUGCUGUAUGUUAUACAUGUAUCAGAAAGACAAAAAAAUAUAUAUUUUUUCCUACUUGGAGUUUCAUUGGGAUGUUUCAAUCAGUUCAUUGGAAAAAAAAGUGGGAAAUUGUUUAUUUUUGAGGUACUCAUUUAGUCAAGUUUAAACCACAAGAAUGUUUUAUCAUCGUUCAAUGUGGUUGUUAAUCCAUACUCCUCUCCCACUAUCCCCACGUGGAACCACACAGUGUACCUCAAUAAUUUGUCUUCAAUAAAUUGGCCACAAUCAUU
Molecule: messenger RNA, 3679 nt
Organism: Micropterus salmoides (largemouth bass)
Lineage: Eukaryota; Metazoa; Chordata; Actinopteri; Centrarchiformes; Centrarchidae
Gene: ccnd2b
Product: cyclin D2, b
Exons: 5
Coding region: 1-885 (294 amino acids)
Biological process (GO): positive regulation of G1/S transition of mitotic cell cycle; regulation of cyclin-dependent protein serine/threonine kinase activity; mitotic cell cycle phase transition
Cellular component (GO): cytoplasm; nucleus; cyclin-dependent protein kinase holoenzyme complex
Molecular function (GO): cyclin-dependent protein serine/threonine kinase regulator activity
Source: RefSeq, a predicted model, not a curated record